Messenger RNA from Andrographis paniculata, 802 nucleotides. Its product is annotated as V-type proton ATPase 16 kDa proteolipid subunit. Gene Ontology annotation, molecular function: proton-transporting ATPase activity, rotational mechanism. NCBI's taxonomy places the organism in Eukaryota, Viridiplantae, Streptophyta, Magnoliopsida, Lamiales, Acanthaceae. Gene Ontology annotation, biological process: proton transmembrane transport. The transcript is spliced from 3 exons. The record is from RefSeq and is a predicted model, not a curated record. Bases 96 to 593 code for a protein of 165 amino acids. Gene Ontology annotation, cellular component: proton-transporting V-type ATPase, V0 domain.
AUCCAAACGCACAGCUCAGAUUAAUUCAUUCCUAGGAUCUGGAUUUCAAACCCUAACUGAAUUCCCAAAAGUUUCUUGUGAUUUGAACGGGAAACAUGUCUUCGACCUUCAGCGGUGAUGAAACUGCUCCGUUUUUUGGAUUCCUUGGCGCUGCUGCCGCGCUCGUCUUCUCAUGUAUGGGUGCUGCCUAUGGGACGGCAAAGAGUGGUGUCGGUGUGGCAUCAAUGGGAGUGAUGAGGCCAGAGUUGGUGAUGAAAUCUAUUGUGCCUGUUGUCAUGGCUGGUGUUUUAGGUAUCUACGGAUUGAUUAUUGCCGUCAUUAUCAGCACCGGGAUCAAUCCUAAAGCCAAGUCCUAUUACCUUUUUGAUGGCUAUGCUCAUCUGUCCUCUGGUCUUGCCUGUGGUCUCGCCGGCCUGGCAGCUGGGAUGGCUAUUGGGAUUGUAGGAGAUGCUGGUGUUAGGGCGAAUGCUCAGCAGCCGAAGCUCUUUGUUGGGAUGAUCCUCAUUCUAAUUUUCGCAGAAGCUUUGGCUUUGUAUGGGCUUAUUGUUGGAAUUAUUUUGUCUUCACGAGCUGGCCAGUCUCGAGCUGACUAGAGGAACGCAACGGGAACGGUACAGAACUGAAUUAGUUAAUUUAAUAUCUUUGUUCUGGAUGUGAGAGAGAGCAAUGAGAAUGUCGCGAGUUAUGGCAUUAUCUAUGUGCUACUCUGGUCUCUGGUUACGAUUCUUUUCCGUUUGAGCUAAAGUUAUUAAUUAUUAUUGUUAUUCUUAUUAUUAUUAUUCAUGUUUAUUUUGGCGGCUUU